AAAGUCAAAUAUUGACACUAGCCUAGUAUGGAAGCUUACCUACUAUGUAUGCUCGUCGGUCUACUGAGGGCCUCUGAUCCACGGCUGGAAACGUACCAUGUUGGUGCCAACACGAUAUCGAUUUCCGGAAUUUCCUCUGGUGCAGCUAUGGCAACUCAAAUGCACGUGAUCAACUCGGAAACGAUAAUGGGAGCAGGGAUCAUAGCGGGAGUACCGUUUGCCUGUUCCCGAGGAACCAUUGCUGGCGCCUCAGCUUGUAUGCUGACACCGUCUGUAGAAUCUGUGACGUCACUGGAAUUUUUAGUGACGUCAGGCAGCUUUCUUGGCAACGUGGACUCGACAUCAAACCUGCGACAUGAUAAAGUGUACAUAUUCAGUGGCACCUCAGACACCGUGGUCAAACCUGGAAAUGGCCCAAAUAUUCAGCGGUUUUACCAGCACUACAUCUCAAACAGAGCCAACAUCAAGACCGUCUUCACAAUGACCGCGGAACAUUGCAUGCCGACCGAUACCUAUGGAGGGAGAUGUGAGACACUUUCAGCGUCCAAUGGUUACCUCAAUAACUGUGGUUACAGCGCCGCCUACGAUCUUCUCAAUCAUAUAUACGGCGGAACUUUAAAGAAACCAAUGAAUGACACGUCUGUCUCAGGAAACCUGAUGAAAUUUGACCAGAACGAAUUUUUUCACCUGUCGUCUCCUUCCACAUACAGCAUGGACAUAACCGGAUAUGUCUAUGUACCGGAAGUCUGCUCACAAAGGAUCUCGGCCUGUCGGUUACACAUUGCGCUACACGGCUGUCGUAUGGGGAGGAAAACUAUAGGCGAUAUAUACGUACGACACACCGGUUAUAACGAAGUGGCGGAGCUCAACAACAUCAUCAUACUCUACCCUCAGGUUAUCCCCACUGUGUCCAAUCCUAACGGCUGCUGGGACUGGUGGGGAUACACAGGGGUAUACUACGCGACUAAACACGGGUUCCAGAUCACCGCCCUACGGAGGAUGAUGGAGAGAGUCAGUCGCUAUUAACUCUACAAGUUAAGCUCCAGAUUCCUAUCUGUAAGGAAUAGAUUAAUCAAAUAAAGAGAUGA
This is a messenger RNA of Mizuhopecten yessoensis (Yesso scallop), 1088 nucleotides long. RefSeq lists its product as uncharacterized. NCBI's taxonomy places the organism in Eukaryota, Metazoa, Mollusca, Bivalvia, Pectinida, Pectinidae. Bases 28 to 1026 code for a protein of 332 amino acids. The record is from RefSeq and is a predicted model, not a curated record. The transcript has 10 exons.